AUGAAGCGUUACCUUUUUAAAAAUAAUCUGUAUGAAACAAUAACAGAUUUAAAUAUAUCUAAAUUGCAGAGCUAUGAUAAAGAAAAGGCGUACAUUGCCACACAAGGUCCAAAAAAAAAUACAGUGAGAGAUUUCUGGCAUAUGAUAUGGCAGGAAAAUGUUGGCAAAAUAGUGAUGGUCACCCAACUGGAGGAAGAAGGAAAAAAAAAAUGUGACCAGUAUUGGCCACAGACAACUAACAAGCCAUUGAUAGUAGACAAAAUUAUAUUAACCAUGGAUGUAGAAAAGGAACACUCUGUAUACAUGUACAGGCUGAUAAAAGUUAGACACAAAUUGGAAAAACACGAACGAAAGGUUCAUCAUUUUCACUUUACACAAUGGCCUGAUCAUGGUGUUCCAGACAGUAUAAAGCUGGUGAAUUUCUAUAGAGCAGUCACGAAUAUGAGCUGUGAUCAGCCUGGACCACUUCUCGUACACUGCAGUGCAGGCAUAGGCAGAACGGGUACAUUUAUUGCAAUAGAUUCCUUAUACGAACAUGGAAAAUCAGUUGGUUAUAUUGAUGUCAAGGAAUAUGUGAAGAUUAUGCGGAAGGACAGAAUGAAUAUGAUUCAAACAUUUGAACAAUACGAGGCUGUCUUUGAAACAUUGCAAGAAUUGUUUACCGUGCCAGAUACAUCUAUUCCAGUAUAUGAUUUCUGUAGUUACGUUCAAGAACAAGAAAAUAACAAAGUUCCACAAAAUCAAAAGACAUACCGAUUAGAGUUUCAGAGGUUGCAAAGUCUUCGUCCCUCAUACUCUGCUGACAAUUUCACAUCUGCAAGACUCGAAGAGAACAUUUCAAAGAAUGCAGUAAAUUCUAUUUUACCACAUGAUGACUAUAGGCCAUAUCUCAUGUCCUUUGGUAAGAACAAAACCAAUUACAUAAAUGCAGUUAUAAUACCAGGAUACUCAGUACAAGGAGCCUUUUUGGUUACCCAAUGUCCAUUAAAAGAAACUGUGGUUGAUUUCUGGACAAUGGUGUAUGAUCACGACUCCAGUAUUGUUGUUUUAUUGGAUACACUUAAUGAAGAUGCUCCAUUAUGGCUAAGAACAGAGAAAAGACUGGAGUUUGAAAAUUUUAACAUUGACCUUGAUAUUGAUAAGACACCGAUAGAAGUUCAACUUUCUAUUGUUCAACGAGUGAAUAGACAAGAUAAAAGAUCUAUACAUGUGUUCUGCGCAAAACAAUGCGAAAGUGGCAACUCUUCGCUACCUCCUGCAGCUGACAUGCUGGUACUGUUGCAAAGAGUGAUUGAUCAACGAAAACAUCACACAGGUCCAGUGACUGUCGUUUGCAGCAAUGGUGCAACACAGAGUGGACUGUUUGUUGCAUUAAGUUUGAUUUUAAAGAAAAUGAAGAUAGAUGAUCAAGUCGAUGUGUUCCAAGUUAUAAGAACAAUACAAAUUCGGCGACCAGAAUUUGUGACAAAUUUUGAUCAGUACGAGUACUGCUACAAGUGUAUCAAAGAUUACCUAGAAGAACAGUCAGUAUAUGCGAAUCUUUAGUGUAAAAUGACAGUGCAAUUGACUGUUUGAGUAAGCAAAGGAAUUCUUAACACUUUCAUUUUAUAAUCAAAUAUGAAAAAAAUGAAUUAACAGUGUAUGGAUUGUUGUACAGAAGUCAAAAGUCAAUUUAUUAUUGAAAUAAUAGAUAUUUCAAUGUAUGAAUAUUAUCAUUAUCUUCAUUAUCAUGUAAAUGACAGAUCCAGUCGCAUACUGGAAAAAGUUUGUCAUAUUCUUGCAUAUCCGUUAAAUGAGACUAUUAUUGUUAUCCGGGUUUUUUUUUCGUAAUAAAAAUGU
Mytilus californianus (California mussel) is the source of this 1839-nucleotide messenger RNA. RefSeq names its product receptor-type tyrosine-protein phosphatase epsilon-like. Bases 1 to 1545 code for a protein of 514 amino acids. NCBI's taxonomy places the organism in Eukaryota, Metazoa, Mollusca, Bivalvia, Mytilida, Mytilidae. The record is from RefSeq and is a predicted model, not a curated record. The transcript has 13 exons. Gene Ontology annotation, biological process: protein dephosphorylation. Gene Ontology annotation, molecular function: protein tyrosine phosphatase activity.